This is a messenger RNA of Psylliodes chrysocephalus, 732 nucleotides long. The record is from the annotation of a GenBank genome assembly. Lineage: Eukaryota; Metazoa; Arthropoda; Insecta; Coleoptera; Chrysomelidae.
AUGAAAUGCCGAAAGUUCUACAAAUUAAAUUACGGAGAAUGUGAACUUCCUUCAAAAGUGGGUGAUACAAUUGGAUAUCACUCCAGUUGCGCUAAUCGUUUGAAAGCACUUAAACCUCAACAUAGGACGAUCUCAACUACAGCAGAUUUUGAGAUCGUCCUAUAUCGGCCAUUUGUGGUGGAUGAAUUCCGUUGCACCCAUACCGUCCACUUUAGAUGCAAGUAUAGUUGGAAAGUGGAAGAUGGGUCGUACCUUCCUGUGAAUCGAAGUCAGACGAGAUGGUCGGCAAAACAUGUUGCUGUGAAAGCCCUCUUAAAUAAUUUGCCGGAAGUCGUGGAAUCCUUAGAAGAACUUAAGCAAAUUUCUGAUGCUCCGGAAGCAAAGUACGAGGCAGGUAGUCUCUUAAAUGCAAUAAAGAAUUUUAAAUUUAUAUUGAACUUGACGAUUUGGGUAAAUAUUCUCCGCGAAAUCAAUCUAGUGAAUAUUGGAAUUCAAAAGCAAGAUAUAAUUCUUGCGCGUUCUGUCUCUUUAAUGGAUGGCCUGAUGAAAACUUUACAAAAAAUGAGAGAAAAUUCAAUUGAAUAUUGGAUAGAAGAGGCUAAAGAAGUUGCUGGAAAAAUUGUCGUCGAAACUAUUCUGCCAAAUAAACGAAUUCCGAGAUGCAAAAAACAAUUUGACAAGAUGUGUGAUGACGAAUCACGAACACUUCAACCAGUUCAACUUUUUUCUUAA